AUGGCUGAAUACAUGAAAGAAGUUGUGCAGCAACCUUCAGACGCCUCCACUCCCCCAACAACGUCGGCUCCUAUCGAUCCAUCCGCUUAUCCAACCCAUCGACUCAACGGUAUAAAAGCUGGAAAGCGUAGCGUCCAGCUACUUGUCAAUACAGGGAACCAGCUCUUUGACGCAGAAAACAUAGAAUGCGACGACUUUGGGUGGCAGAGUUUCGGUAAUUGGGAGGGUGAAACUCUAUUGAAGGUCGUGGACAUUCUUCAACAAAGGCAACCCAGCGCAAGCACUCCCGCGGGCAAUGACAACUCCAAAUUUGCGAAGCAUGGGUCUGGACAGAGACUCGGGCCGGGACGGACGUUGGCGGACAUAGGCAAGGAAUAA
This is a messenger RNA of Exophiala spinifera, 378 nucleotides long. RefSeq lists its product as uncharacterized. The record is from RefSeq and is a predicted model, not a curated record. The coding region runs from base 1 to 378 and encodes 125 amino acids. Lineage: Eukaryota; Fungi; Ascomycota; Eurotiomycetes; Chaetothyriales; Herpotrichiellaceae. The transcript has a single exon.